GGCACUCGACAUGUCCUGAGCACGAAUGUAGCCCGUCCAUUUUAUGAAAUUUCGCGGACUAUGGACAUAAUUUGUAACCUGCUAGUUAUUGCUUUGCUUAACAUCCAGUCCUUUGAAACGUAUCCUCAAUGUUUACGUGGGUGCAGCUGCGUAGAAGACCGCCAUGGAAGGUCGCUCAUUUGCAUGGAGGAGAGUGCGUUUGGGGCCAUACCAGGGAACCUCCCAGAUGAUUUGAACAAAAUACGAAUAGAAAAAUCUCACUUCACUGAGAUACCCAGGGGGGCGUUCUCACAGACGCCCGCCUUGGAAAACCUGUGGUUGAACUUCAAUGAUAUUACAUUGAUCAACUCAAAGGGCCUGCAGGGUUUGAGGAACUUAACCGAGCUCCGCCUGCAAGGGAACAAGCUCCGCUCAGUGCCAUGGACAGCGUUCGAAGACACGCCGGCCCUGAAGAUCCUGGACCUGAAGCACAAUCAGCUGGACGUCCUUCCGGAGCAUGCCUUAAAAUUUUUGCCAGAUCUGACUUACUUGGACUUAUCCUUCAAUCGGCUUACAGUCAUAUCUAAGGAGGUUUUCCAAAAUUGGCCGCUCUACCAAAAACUCCAGAACACGGAGGAGCGGGAGGGGCCCGCUUUCGGGCCGAACGUCGUCCUGGCGCUCCACGACAACGCGUGGGUCUGCGACUGCCGCCUGAAAGGCUUCGUGGAGUUCAUCAGGUCCCUGAGCCCCCCUAUUAUACUGAUGAACUCCUACUUGACCUGCUCCGGGCCGGACUUCAGGGAAGGCAAGUUCUUCCACGAGGUAGAGCUGCAGGCGUGCGUGAAGCCUGUGGUCAACACCCCGUCACCCAACAUCAGCCUGCCUCUGGGCGCAAACCUCACCCUGCGCUGCUUCGCUAAGGCCCAGCCAAACCCUGCGGUGUGGUGGACAUAUGGUCUGAAGAUAAUCAAAGGAUUUCGUGAGUCCCAGGAAAGGGUGGAUGAUAACACCAUCAGAUCCCUGCUGGAGAUUCCCUCUCUGCGUGCUACUGACCGUGGCGUCUACACCUGCACUGCCGUCAACUUCAUUGGAAACUCUUCUGUCAGCGUCCUGCUGGACGUCAACUCGCCUGACGGCUCCCAGUCAUCAGUCCUCUCUGACAAACCGGCUGCACCUGCUGCCAGUGAUGAAAACGUCUACAUAAGCAUCCGCAUUGCCAAACAGACAGUGCGUGGUAUCACCAUUGAGUGGCACGCCGCUUUGGAACGCCCCACAGAAACCUGGUUUACCAUCCACUUUGGCAGCGCGGGCAAUGAUAAAAAAGAGACGAUCUUCAUCGGCCCUGGGAUUAACUCUUACUCCGUCUCUGAUUUGAUGCCUGCUACCAAAUAUGAAAUGUGUGUAACCCUUAAAAACCAGGCGCCGCAUAAUGGCCAGUGCAUCGUGUUCGUAACAGGAAGUGACAUCACAGAGAUGGAACAGAGGGAGAAGCUGAUACACAUCGUGGUUAUAGUUUUAGCCAUGGUGUUGGCAGUCCCUAUUGGCAUGUAUGCCUGCACCACCGACACUAAGUGUGCCUGCCUGGAGGGCAUCAUUGAGUCCUGGAAGAACCGGCGGAGAGAGAGGAACUCACCGGGGAUGGAGCGGGAGAGGCAGGGCACCUUCGACAGCCUGCAGGCGGCCAGCGACGAGGGGCUGGUUAACAAAGAUUCCAGUGAAGACAGGAAGGUGAGGAGAAGGUCGGAAGACAGACAGCAUAAAGGCAAAGCCGACCACGGCAGACAAACAGCUGAACUGUACUAAAAUUACUAUAUGUCAAGCCAACAGGGGACAACAUGAAACUGACCCUGUAAAACACCAAUGUCUCAAUCACAAUAUUUUUGUCAAAUAUAGAUCUAGUGUAUGAGAUGAUUUUUAAUACAGCUACAACAUUUAGAAGAAUGAUAUCUUUGUCUUUCCUGGUUUUAAUUUCAUCUCUCCCUCUGUUCUAGGCUGCGGAAUUUGUUGCAAAGAUGUGAACGAUGACCGUUAUGUCAAGAGUGUAAUUCAAGGAUUAGCACAUGGUUGCAGUUUUUUAUGUUUGUCUUGUUAUUAUAUAAUUCAAUUUAAAUCAUCAAACGUUCAAAUUGUUGCUUUAUACAGUAUAAUACCUCUAUGAUUGUUUGAAAUGAAGGAGCGAUGAUGAGUUCAUAUUUUCUAUGCACCUACUAUUUCAGUAGGAGGUGCAUGCGUUAUCUUUAGGUUAAUCUAUAUUAUUUCAUGUAUUUAUCUAUGGAAUGAAAUUGGUUGAAAUGUCUGUACCUGUGUAUCAGCAUAUCUGCAUGCAUACAAAUCAUGUAACACAUUUCUGAAUAAAUAGAUUACAUUUUUUAAAUUCAAAAGUAAAUUCUUUUCUAUCUGCAAAGGCAUAACAAAUAUUUUUAUAGUAGUAAAAAGGUUGAGUUACUAGUACAGUUUUUUUUGUUAAUAUAAGGGGGUGCAUUUAUCAAGUUUGGGCUGACACGUCAAUCUGUUUGACGGUGUUUAAAAAAAAAGGUUAAAACUCAAUUAAUCAACUCAAAUUAAGAGUUAUCUGUUAUGGAAAAGGAGCAUCAAAUAAAUCUUCCUCCUCUUUUUCA
Gasterosteus aculeatus aculeatus (three-spined stickleback) is the source of this 2597-nucleotide messenger RNA. It is a transcript of the gene lrit2, whose product is annotated as leucine-rich repeat, immunoglobulin-like and transmembrane domains 2. Gene Ontology annotation, molecular function: protein binding. The record is from RefSeq and is a predicted model, not a curated record. Lineage: Eukaryota; Metazoa; Chordata; Actinopteri; Perciformes; Gasterosteidae.